CACUUUUGAAUUUUUUUCUCUUCUCUCUUUUCUUCUCACCAAUCCAAGAAUCUUACCAUCUCAACGUUUCAUCCGCAUCUAUCCUACGCGCCUCUUUGAGAGCCUCGUUGCCGAUUUCUCAUUUUUCUCCGCAUAUCGGCGCCCAGCCUUGCUAGUGAGAGGAGUUACCCAAUCUGGCAAACCGACGCGAACUCGGAUAGGCCUUAUUUAAGAGACUACUCGCCAAUAUCUUUCAACUUCAGCGCAGACAGCCCAGCACUUUUUCCUUCUUUCAAUCUUUGCAGUUUGGCGUUUUCACUAGAGGGAUAGAUUGUGAUUUUUUUCUUGUCUUUCGCCAUGUCAGCAUUCAUUAGAUGGUACAAUGGAAGGCUCGCAGCCCGUCCUCUGCUCACGCAGGGCGUGACGACUGCCGUUCUCUUUGCAACUGGUGAUCUCACCGCUCAGCAGCUCGUCGAGAAGAAGGGCCUGAAGAACCACGAUGUCGCUCGAACAAGCCGUAUGGCGCUCUACGGUGGAUGUGUUUUUGGGCCUGUUGCAACCACCUGGCUGGGCUUCCUGGCCCGUCGCGUCACUUUCAGAAAUGCCCGUGUUGAGACGUUGGCGCGUGUGGCGGCCGACCAGACGCUUUUUGCUCCCGUCAUGAUUGGAGUCUUCCUUGGCAGCAUGGCCACCAUGGAGGGGAAGAGCCCCAAGGAGCGCCUCGACACCACUUGGUGGCCGGCUCUCAAGGCCAACUGGAUGCUGUGGCCGUUUGUUCAGUUUGUCAACUUCACCUUCUUGCCCCUGCAGUACCGUCUCCUGUUUGCCAAUGUCAUCUCCAUUGGCUGGAACAGCUACCUCAGCUGGGUGAACAGCCAGGGCAACAACAAGGACCACGAGUUGAUCGCUGCCCCCGCCACCUGAAUUAUCCUCUUUGAUGAAAGAUUUUAAUUGCUACUUUUUGAUGCCUUUUUUUUUUUCUUUCGGUUUAAUGGGUACUUGUGCUAGAGGCGGGAAAUGGGAUGGGAUAGAUGAUAGAAGGCUAGAGAUGAUGCGGAAUGCGGCAACCAGCUCAGAGCACCUGCAUGUUGCACCUCACGAUAAUCAAUCAUAAUGCAUGACGACGCAAUGCAUUUUCGCAUUCAUUCCACUGAAUACCUUAUCUCUGAUCAAUGAUGAUGACAUUUCUAAUGGUGUAGUAAUACUGCUUCCUGUAGCGCUUCAACCAUCGAGUGCACUGACAGAAUCGGC
Trichoderma asperellum CBS 433.97 is the source of this 1230-nucleotide messenger RNA. It is a transcript of the gene SYM1, whose product is annotated as Protein required for ethanol metabolism. The record is from RefSeq and is a predicted model, not a curated record. NCBI's taxonomy places the organism in Eukaryota, Fungi, Ascomycota, Sordariomycetes, Hypocreales, Hypocreaceae. Gene Ontology annotation, cellular component: membrane; mitochondrion; cytoplasm.